AUGAUAUUCCAGGUAGCACCUCUAAUUGUGGCUUCCGCGAUCGCACGAUUCGUAGCUGCGGAAGUUGCGCCGGAGAUCACCACCGUUGCAGAAGGCUACAACGUGAUUGCCAAGCUCCCAUGUAUUGGUUGCCCGUUCCUACACCAGGACACGUCGCAAGGCAGCGAUGCGCCAUGGACUGAGAGGAGAGAUGAUAACGCUCUGCUGCUGAACAUCUCUCUCCCAUACGACUCAUCGCAAUUGAACAUCAACAAUGCUCCACUGCUAGCAGACUCAAAGAUUCUGCCGCGGAUAUACGUCAAUCAAGUCUUGUUGGACACGUCGAAAGACGAUGUCGAUAAGCUUGUUGAAUCCAAUCAGCUCGACAACCUUGGAGGUGCUUACUUUGGCGCUUCAUACUCCUACUCCUUGCGAAGUCUCAAAGAGUCCAACGCGCUGCUGUUCUACUUUGAUGUCAUGGAGAUGUGGACUGAUCUGACCUCUCCACAUCUUACCGUCAUCAUGGACAAGGAGGAGCAGAAGGUUCUGGAAGUCGUGCUUCUACAGCGUCCCUUGCUCUCAGCUGGCGACCAUGCGAGCGCGUACGAAAUCAUCCGUGCUUCACUCGUUCCACGUAAAGAUAUCAAAAAACCGAUGAAAAUGCACAUGUGGUUCCACGACUGGGAUGCCAAUGGCAAGAAAGGCACUGCGACACAUAUGGUCAAUUCGGCUUCGUCAUCCUUUGUCGACUACAUUAGCUCUGGCAUCUGGUCUUUGUUCAUAUUUAUUCUUGCAGUCAUGGCGCUGUUCGUCAUUGUGUGCUUGUUUAUCAUCUUUGGGUGUGGAUUGCAUAAAGACGACUACGAACAGGCGCAGCAUGGCAAACGCAAAAGCGGUGGAAGGAAUGAUAUAGAGUCCGUGCGGAGGUUCAGGACACCCGAAGAGCUGGGACUCAGAGGCAGUGGAAGGGUGGUUGGAGUUGGAAAGAGCGAUUGA
Molecule: messenger RNA, 975 nt
Organism: Alternaria arborescens
Lineage: Eukaryota; Fungi; Ascomycota; Dothideomycetes; Pleosporales; Pleosporaceae
Exons: 2
Coding region: 1-975 (324 amino acids)
Source: RefSeq, a predicted model, not a curated record